Molecule: messenger RNA, 1938 nt
Organism: Esox lucius (northern pike)
Lineage: Eukaryota; Metazoa; Chordata; Actinopteri; Esociformes; Esocidae
Gene: neurl2
Product: neuralized E3 ubiquitin protein ligase 2
Exons: 2
Coding region: 655-1575 (306 amino acids)
Biological process (GO): intracellular signal transduction
Molecular function (GO): ubiquitin protein ligase activity
Source: RefSeq, a predicted model, not a curated record
AUUUAAAUGAAUGAAGACACGUUUAUUAUGGGGAAGAACCAUAAGAUAUUAUUAUAAUGACGAAGUUAUAUAAGAAUAACAUUUGGACAUACUAUUUUAAGGAGCCUGAUAUCAGAUAGUACAUCCUGUAUCAUACUGUAUCUAGUACCAUACGAACAAACAGCACUAUAACAGAUAUCUGUUACAGGUAUCUAAUCAUUUAAAUACAUUGUGUACAGACAAUGUAUUCAGGUUAUAUUUAAACAUACCAAAAUCAUUGAUCUAUGUUCUGUUCUGGCCAAUAAAUAUUAUGAAAAUUAGACUAUUGUGUAAUUUUAUGAAAGUUAGAUAGUCACAUUAUAUGAGCCAAUAGGGUGUCUCCCACUAACUAACCCCUCCUUAUCCGAUUGGGUGUCUAUUGCAUUCCUUGUCAUUGGUUGACAUAUGCAGCUGUUCAAAAAUAGCCCUCUCCAUGGGACCAGACAUUUCCCUGAGUGGCCAACAGAUAGCCUGCAAGGCGAACUGCUAGUUGUGUUGAGACAUAUAGUUCCGGCUAGAGGUGUAUUGGUUUUGUUGCUGUGAGGAUAUUUAUAUCAAAUACGCAACAGGCCUACCCUGUAGGCUUAUCGUGUGUACUGAGGUGACGGUAACCAGACCUCCAAGUCAACUGGAGAAAUGGAAACCUUUGCUGAUCACUUUCAGCAAUUCCAUCACGUCCAUGGAACCAACGUGCAACUGGACCCUACGAAGACCCAGGCUACCCGAGUCGAGAGCUUCGCCAACGGGGUGUGCUUUAGCAGAGAGCCCCUGAGUCCCGGGGAGAUCUUUUUAGUUGAGAUUGAGGAGAAGGAGCUGGGCUGGUGUGGCCACCUGCGGAUCGGGCUGACUGCCAGAGACCCUCUGACCCUGGCCAGGGUGCCUGAGUACUCCCUGCCGGACCUCAUGGACAUGGGGGACAGCUGGGUGGUGGCCAUCACGCGUAACCACAACAGAGUAGUGGAGGAGGAGGCUCUGGCACCUGAGAGAGAGGGGGCAGGAGAAGGAGGAUUGGCGGGGGGUCAUAGGUUGGGCAAUGGCAGGGAAGAACCAGGUCGGAGGCUGCCUAGGCUGGGGGGUGGCGACGUGGAGGAAGAAGCGAUUAAUCCCAAACCCAAGUCUUUCUUCACGGACUCCCAUCUACACAUUGAACAAAUUCAAAUACCCAUGGACAAGCUGAUCGGUCGUAGUCGACCCGGACGCUUCAGCCACAUCCUGGAUGACCUGUACAAGACCAACGCCCUCCCGCCCACAGCCAGACGAAGCCGGAUAGGGGUACUGUACGUGCCCAAAGGACAGGACCUGGCUGACAUGCAUAUCGUGAUCAAUGGGGAGGAUAUGGGGGCGGCAGCUAAGAGCAUCCCAGUGCAACAGGCUCUGUAUGCUGUGGUGGACGUGUACUCUGCCACAAAGCAAGUCCGCAUUGUUCAAGUGGAAUAUGGAUUCUCUUCCCUGCAGACUCUGUGUAGAAAGUGCAUCCAGAAAAAUAUAGUCCACAGGAUGGCUCUGGACUGGCUGGAACUGCCCGAGAGACUCAAACACUACUGCAAGUAUGAGUGACAGUCUGACAGAGCGCUUUGGACUGAGUAGCCUACCUCCUGAAGCUUCUCACAAGAACCAAUCUUAAAAUCUGUGUUAUUAAUGCAUUUCAGAAAAUAUAAUGCUAUUGUGUACUUAAUGUAUUUACAUUAUUGUGAUAUUCUUUACAAUGAAUCCCUGUUCUCAAUGAAUCCAUGUUCUCUACCAGUUAUCAUGGUCUCCAUGAAUACACUACUUUUUCCCAGUUGGAUAAUAAAUGCAUGACAUCGUCAUCUUGAUGUCUAUUUUCCUCCUACAUUUCCUCCUACACGUGUACAUUAUUGUGUCGGUUAAUCAUAAUUCUCACAACAGCGGGCGAGUCCUUACAAAGACAGUAGGCCUACU